UUCCAAAAUGUCCCUAUAUAUAUCCAGUGGACCCAUUCAAUAUUCUGCACCUCUUACAAACAAACUUCUUUCCAACAAUGGACAAUUGUAAAUUAUUCAUUUUUCUGCAGUUUCUUUAUCUUCUUUUUCCUCUUCUUCUGGCUUCCUCUGCUCAGGAUAGACAGGUAUAUAUCGUAUACCUCGGGGAGCAUGAUGGAGAAAAAACUCACCAAGAGAUAGAAGAAAACCAUCACUCAUAUUUGUUCUCUGUUAAGGAAAGUGAGGAAGAUGCAAAAGCUUCUCUUAUUUACAGCUACAAACACAGCAUUGAUGGCUUCGCUGCUUUUCUUACCCAACAAGAAGCUUCGGAUAUUGCGGAAAGGGAGGAGGUUGUGUCGGUGUUUCGGAGUCAUCCGAGAAAAUACGCAUUGCACACGACGAGGUCAUGGGAGUUUUCGGGCUUACAAGAGUCGACAAAUCCAAGCAAUAUUGAUAAAAACUCUUUGUUAUACAAAUCGGGAUAUGGCAAGGACAUCAUUAUUGGCAUGCUCGACUCGGGUAUCUGGCCAGAGUCUGAAAGCUUCAAUGAUGAAGGAAUGGAUGACGUACCAAACCAAUGGAAGGGAAAAUGCCAAGCUGGCGAAGCAUUCAACUCCUCACAUUGUAAUAAGAAAAUCAUCGGUGCCCGAUACUACUUCAAGGGCUUCGAAGCCUACUACGGCCUCGGCAGCCUUAACAAAUCGAUCGACCUCAAGUCCCCCCGCGACAUGAACGGGCACGGGACCCACACUGCAUCCACGGCCGCCGGCCGUGCCGUCAGGAAUGCCUCCGCCCUCGGGGGCUUCGCCGAGGGGAUAGCCUCCGGGGCCGCCCCCUUAGCCCGCCUAGCCAUCUACAAGGUGUGCUGGAACAGCCCGGACUUGGAUGGGGGCACCAAGUGCUUCGACGAGGACAUUAUUGCCGCCUUCGACGACGCCAUCGCUGACGGUGUCCACGUCCUCAGCGCCUCGAUUGGGUCGACGGAACCUAGUCCGUACAAAGACAACAGCCUCGUGAUCGGAUCCCUACACGCCGUCCGGAAUAACAUCGUCGUGGCGCUCAGCGCGGGGAACGAGGGACCCACACCGGCCACAAUAGUCAAUCCGGCUCCAUGGACAAUCACAGUCGGGGCCAGCAGCAUCGACAGGGUAUUCUCGUCUGCGGUCGUGCUCGGGAGUGGCGUCCAAGUCCAGGGCCAAUCCGUCGCUCCUUAUCAGAUGGAAAACAAGAUGCAUCCAUUGGUUUUCGCGGGUGAUGUAACCAUGCCCGACGUGCCCAAAAACGAAUCCGGGCAAUGCUUACCAGAUUCCCUUUCUCUUGAAAAGGUGAAAGGUAAAAUCGUACUGUGCUUGAGAGGAGACGGGUUUAGAGUGAGCAAAGGCAUGGAAGUCAAAAGAGCCGGUGGCAUUGGUUAUAUCUUAGGAAAUAGUAAAGCUUACGGGAACCAAUUAGUUGCCGAUUCCCAUGUUCUUCCAGCAACGCACGUCACCUACGAAGACGCUCUCCGUAUUCUAAAAUAUAUAAACACUACGAAACAACCAAACGCGCUCAUCACGCCAGCUAAGACGGUUUUGGGCAAAGUACGGGCACCUGUCACGCUUGAUUUCUCCAGCAGAGGUCCCAACAUAAUAUCACCCCAAAUUUUGAAGCCGGACAUCACGGCUCCAGGAUUAAACAUAUUAGCAGCUUGGAGCGGAGCAUCUGGUCCAUCAGGUGAGCUCGGAGAUAAUCGGGUUGUAAAGUAUAAUUUUGACUGGGGCACAUCUAUGGCCUGCCCGCACGUAUCUGGCGCUUUGGCCCUUCUAAAAGCCGUUCAUCCCGACUGGAGUAGCGCCGCAUUAAGAUCAGCUCUCAUGACUUCCGCACGGUUGGUCGACAACAAAGGGAAACCCAUUGCGGAUGCAUCCGGAAGCCAGGCUGGCCCGUUCGACUUCGGGUCGGGUUAUUUCAACCCGAACAAAGCAGUCGACCCGGGGCUCGUGUAUGAUACAACUUACGAGGAAUACCUCGUCUUCCUAUGUGGCAUUAAGGUCAAGCUUGUUAAAUCCUACAAAUGCCCGGAGAAAUUCCCGUCUCCAAUUGACCUCAACUACCCGUCGGUAGCCAUACCCAAACUAAAGAGUAAAGUCACCGUCACUAGAACGGUCACAAAUGUGGGCCCCGCUCAGAGCGUGUACUCUUCCAGCAUAGAGGCUCCACCAGGGACCGAAGUGGAAAUAUUACCUUCGGAGCUGCAUUUUAACCAAACCGGUCAAAAGAUGAGUUUUACCAUCACGGUAAAAAGGGAUGGGAAAUUUACGGGCCGGGUUGGGAUAGACAACUACACGUUCGGAUCGUACACGUGGAUUGAUGGAGUUCAUGUUGUCCGGAGUCCUAUGGCUGUUUCACUUGCUCUCUAG
Molecule: messenger RNA, 2417 nt
Organism: Striga asiatica
Lineage: Eukaryota; Viridiplantae; Streptophyta; Magnoliopsida; Lamiales; Orobanchaceae
Source: the annotation of a GenBank genome assembly